GAGGCGACGCUCCCCGGCGCGGACUCGCGGGAGUUCUUGAACCGCAUGUUCGACGUCGAGCGCGCCACGGCCGGGUGGGUCGUGAACUCGUUCGCGGACCUCGAACAGAGGUAUGUCGAGCACUACGAGAAGGUUACGGGGAAACCGGUGUUCGCCGUCGGUCCGGUUUGCUUCGUGAACGGCGACGGCGACGACACCCUGGAGCGCGGCCGCGGAGGGGAGGCCGUCGCCGCAGCGGAGGCCGCGCGCGUGCUCGAGUGGCUGGACACAAAGCCCGUGCGGUCAGUGGUGUACGUCUGCUUCGGCAGCCUCACCCGGUUCCCGCGCGAGCAGGUGUCGGAGCUCGGCAUGGGCCUCGCCUACUCCGGCGCGAACUUCGUGUGGGUCGUCGGAGAUAAGAGCGCGCCGCCGCUCCCGGACAUAGACGCCGCGGCGCCGGGUCGCGGGCUCGUGGUUAGGGGCUGGGCCCCGCAGGUGGCGGUGCUGCGGCACGCGGCAGUGGGCGCGUUCGUGACGCACUGCGGGUGGGGUGCGGUGACCGAGGCGGCGGCGGCGGGCGUCCCGGUGCUGACCUGGCCAGUGUUCGCGGAGCAGUUCUACAACGAGGCGCUGGUGGUGGGGAUCGCCGGCACGGGCGUCGCCAUGGGCGCCGAGAGGGGGUACGUGUGGGGAGGCGAGGCGCUGGGCGGAGUCGUGGUGGGCAGGGAGGCGGUGGCAGAGCGGGUGCGCAGCGCACUGGCAGACAAGGCGCUGCGGCGGAGAGCGGGGGAGAUCGGCGGACGCGCGCGGCGCGCGGUGGAGGCGGGAGGGUCCUCGUACGAGGCCGUGGGCGCGCUGCUGGAGGAUGUGCUGCGUCCCGGACGCCGGGGCCAUGAUGGAGAGCGCGGAGAGGAAACCGGGCGGGUUCCCGUGGUUUGGAACUUUUUAUAAACGGGCUAGCCUCCGUUCCUACUGAUCACUCCCCUUUAUAACAUGUUUAACCAAAUUUAUCUAACUUUCAACAAGUUUAUAAGAAAAUACAUCAACAUCUACAACAUCGAUCGGAUUGUUUUUAUAAAUUUAUCACGAAAUAUGUCAUCUACUCUUUGAUGAUGCAUAUAGCCUUUUUAUGCUCUGAAUUGCUUAGUUUCCCUCCAUUUAAUAUCAUUUGCUCGAAUGAUGUAAUAAGCCACGAUGACCUUAUGCAUGGGUGAUGUAAUAAGCUGAAGAGUUUCAUUACACCGUUUCCAAGAGUGCCACAUCAUCUUUAAAGAUUUAAGUUGAUGAAUGAAAUAGCUCCUCACAAUGCACAGUUUCAUGUCACGAUUUCAUAGGCUACUCAUAGUAUUUAAUUGUUGUAUGGUGUUGAGAUCAAAUAUGUCAUAUGAAUAUGUAACCACUUGUAAUUGUAGUAGUGGCACACUAACCAUAGCCACAUA
Molecule: messenger RNA, 1418 nt
Organism: Setaria italica (foxtail millet)
Lineage: Eukaryota; Viridiplantae; Streptophyta; Magnoliopsida; Poales; Poaceae
Product: scopoletin glucosyltransferase
Exons: 1
Coding region: 46-930 (294 amino acids)
Molecular function (GO): UDP-glycosyltransferase activity
Source: RefSeq, a predicted model, not a curated record